This is a messenger RNA of Epinephelus lanceolatus (giant grouper), 2919 nucleotides long. It is a transcript of the gene sirt7, whose product is annotated as sirtuin 7. Gene Ontology annotation, molecular function: histone H3K18 deacetylase activity, NAD-dependent; NAD+ binding. Gene Ontology annotation, cellular component: chromatin; nucleus. NCBI's taxonomy places the organism in Eukaryota, Metazoa, Chordata, Actinopteri, Perciformes, Serranidae. The record is from RefSeq and is a predicted model, not a curated record.
UCUGGCUGUCGUUGGUCGCUGGCGCAAUGAGCAGUGUUUUGAAUAGAAAGCUACCUCUCAGCUGAUUUAAAAACAGGAUGGAAGAGGAGGCAGACACCGGUGUUUCUUCGCGGGCCGAGAGGAAAGCGUCGGAAAGGGCCAAAAUACUCCAACGAGAGCGCGAGAGGCAGAUCUUCACACUGGUUGGCCGGGUCCUGAAGAAACCGGAGGCUGAGCGGUCGGAGGAGGAGGCCUCAGUGUUACAGCUGCACAGAGAGACUGUGGAGGAGCUCUGCAAGAGACAGGUCCGCAGGAAUGUGCUCAAGAGGAAGCAGGAGGAGGUGUUUGAUGAUGCUGAUGAGCUGAAGAGUAAAGUCAGGCAGCUGGCCGUGGCAGUCAAACAAGCAAAACACCUGGUGGUUUACACUGGAGCCGGUAUCAGUACGGCAGCUUCCAUCCCAGACUACAGGGGCCCCAAUGGGGUGUGGACACAGCUACAGAAGGGACGGACAGUCAGUUCAUCUGACCUGAGUAAAGCUGAGCCGACCCUCACACACAUGUGCAUAAGGAUGCUACACAAGGAACAGCUGGUACAGCAUGUUGUUUCUCAGAACUGCGAUGGACUUCACUUGCGUAGCGGUCUACCCAGACAUGCCCUGUCUGAGCUUCAUGGAAACAUGUUUAUUGAGGUGUGUACGUCCUGUUCCCCGGUCAGGGAGUACGUGCGUUUAUUUGACGUGACAGAGCGGACGUCACUGCACCGACACGGGACAGGCCGCAGAUGCAGCCACUGUGGUGGAGAACUCAGGGACACCAUAGUGCACUUCGGGGAACGUGGGACCCUGGAGCAACCUCUCAACUGGAAGGGAGCUGCCGAGGCUGCAGAGAGGGCGGAUGUUAUCCUCUGCUUAGGCUCCAGCCUGAAGGUGCUGAAGAAAUAUGCUUGUCUGUGGUGCAUGAACAGACCAGCAAGCAAAAGGCCCAAACUCUAUAUUGUCAACCUGCAGUGGACACCGAAAGACGAUCUAGCUGUGCUGAAAAUUCAUGGCAAGUGUGAUGAUGUCCUGAGCAUCCUAAUGGAGGAGCUGAACAUUCAGAUUCCUGUGUAUGACAGGGCAGAGGAUCCCAUCUUCAGUCUGGCCACACAUCUGCAGCCAGAAGAGGUCAACAGCCAUACUCGUGAGGUCAUAGCUCCACGUGAUGGCCAAGAGGACUGCUUACCUGACUCUGGAGAGCAGGCAGAAGAAGCCACAGCUGUGCAUGGUGGCUGGUUUGGACGGGGAUAUGGCAAAGGAAGGAAGAAGAAGAAAAAAGCUGCUUAACUAAGGGAACUUUACCGACCCAUAAGAUGCGGUCAUGUGAUCAAUCCCAAUGAGGGAUUCAAAUUUCAGUCCCAUAAUGAGGACAAGGUGGACUUUAGGUGCUGUUAUGUCUUUUCGGCUGCAUUGGUAUCAUGUAGUCACAUGCAGUGUGUGUGUGUGUGUGUGUGUGUGGGAAGGGAAACAUUAAUUUGAGUUUUUGCCAUGUGAAAAUGGCACUUUGCACCAACGUAUUUUUUUUAUAAAACAUACAGUUAAUAGUGACAGCAAGAUAUAAAAUUGGCUUUGGUUAUGCUACAUUUAUAGGAGCUACACUUGCUGUGUUUGUGGUGCUACGUCUUAGCCCAGUGCAGCCAGCAGAGCCUGUAUGACAAGGUUUGAUUGACAUAAGUAUAUCAUUUUUGUCACACCCAGUCGGCUCAAACAGUGGCAGCAAGGUUUCCUCAUUGAUACACAACGUAAGCUAUCAGCUUUGAUCCAGACAGUCACGGUGAAUACCAGUAGUGAAAUGUUUUGAUGAAAGAUUUCAAAAGACAGUUUUGAACUCACUCCUGCAGCAUUAUUUCUGCUGUCCCUUUGUAUGGUCAGUAUAUCACAAACACCUAUAUUUUCAGUGGCAUAAAUUUUUUACAGCUGUCUUUAAAGCUUCCAGGUGGUGAAUGAUCCUCAGAGGAUAAUGUUUUUGGUGGAGUAUCACUUUCAACCUCGGUUAAAUUUGUAUUUUUACCAAGUUGGUAUUGGUGCAUUGCAGUAACUAAUUAAAUGUGCAACAUGCUGCUGGUUUGAGUAUUAGCUAACUUUAACAUUGUAAUACUGGUGUCUAAAGUGGAAGUUACUGUAUUUAAAUGCUCACAGGAAGUGGUUGUCAUUCAGUGGAACCCAAAUGACUUGGCAUUUACAAGUGGCAAAUGCAAGUAGAAUAAUAGCAGCAUACAAAUGGCCAAUUUUCAAUUUCGGUGCUGCCACAGCUUUUAUGGCAUAGAGAUUGAAAGAGAUUCAGAAGGCCAAACAUUUUCUACAUGUAUUACUUAGAGUAAGAUAUUUUUGUAGUCUUUUUCAGACAUUUAAAUCUCGCCUUGUUGAAUGUACAUUUUUUUAACAACAGCUUAUUUGGGUUGUUUUUUUAUUUUAAAGGUAUUUUGGUUUACUUAAAAUAUUUCCUGAACUCACAGUCAACAUUCAGUCUGCUGUCAUUCAUCCUCAGGUUUUCAGGCUAGGUCGUACAGCUACUGUACCUUAGUUUACUAAAGCUGAAUCUGCCUAUGUUUACAUUCUUGUCUCAACUUCUCUGCAGACGAUGCAGAGACUCUGCUGCUGUCACUUCUGUGUCUACAGAAGUGUAGGAAAGAAAGCUGAUUUUUGAUUUUUUACUUAAAUUUUGAUUAGAUGUUAGUUUGUCCUAUCAAGUUACUGUUUACGUAAGUGAGAGGAAACAUCCAAAUGUGUGUGUUUAUUAAUUUGUCUCAGGAAGAUCCAGUGUUAUUAAUAAUCUCACCCUGUACCUGUAUAGUGUCAGAAGUUAUUGAAGGCCUGACUAGCCGCUAUAAGCUAGUGUUCAACAUUCCUAAAAGUCUAACCAGAUGUAAAAUAAACGUGAAGACCUCUUACAAAAAAGAUGCUA